Folsomia candida is the source of this 2319-nucleotide messenger RNA. RefSeq names its product cell division control protein 42 homolog. The coding region runs from base 530 to 1531 and encodes 333 amino acids. Gene Ontology annotation, molecular function: GTP binding; GTPase activity. Lineage: Eukaryota; Metazoa; Arthropoda; Collembola; Entomobryomorpha; Isotomidae. The transcript is spliced from 4 exons. The record is from RefSeq and is a predicted model, not a curated record. Gene Ontology annotation, biological process: small GTPase-mediated signal transduction.
UUGGAGACAGUUUGUUCUUCACUCACCUUUGGUAAAUGGGAAGGACAGAUUAAAUCCUCUCCAUUACUGAAAAAUUUUGUAACUACUAAAAUUAAGUAGUUUUACUUUACUAAGGUAGCAUUCAGAUAGGGACGAGUGGCGACAAACCACGGAAAGCUAUAUUAAAAUGACAACAUAACAAAUUUCCGAUAGGGCUCAACCCCUAUGAAAACCUUUUCUCUUCUUCCACACUUCUUGCUGCAAAAGGACUUUAAUUAGUUGAAAUUGAACCCUUGGCUCGAGAACAAAUGACGACCCGGCAUAUCCCUUGAGAAUUUUUAAACCAGAUUUUUUUUACAAAUUUAACACAUUUGUACUGUACCUUCAGGAUUUUGAGAAUUUUACUUUAAUACCGAAAUAAAGUAGGCAUGCAAAAGUGAGGUGACGACGACGACGACGCUAUUUAUUUUCAAUUCAAAAUUUGAAAGUAGUCUGACACGGGAGAGGAAGACAGAUUUAGUUUAAUUGAGAAUUAGUUAGUUAAACUAUUAUGGACGAAGAGUUGAAGGUUUCUCCAGGUAUAAGUAGUAGUAAGGGAAAUUGUAUACUUUCCCCACUAAAAAUUUCGAGAGAAGUCCAAUUCCCAAGUUUUCGGAGUCCGAGAAGUCCUCCGUUGAGGUCAAUAACCGAAGUGGAAUCUGUGAAAUGUGUGAUCGUGGGGGAUGCCGAGAUUGGAAAAACAUCUCUCGUGACCUCCUUCCUAUUUGAGGAGUUUAGCAAAAGUUAUAUGUCCACUGUGCGGGAUGAUUACACUUUUUGUACGACGAUGGCAGUUCCAGGUCGUGGGGGGAGGGUGGAUGUAGACCUGGACAUUUGUGACACUGGUGGACAGUCUUAUCUUGACCGACUUCGACCCCUCUGUUACGGGGACGGAUUAACCUCACCGACCGGCGUGACCAUAAUUUGUUUCAGCGUGGUAGUCCCAUCAUCAUUCGUUAGUGUUGUCAAACGUUGGGUUCCGGAAUUGAAGCGGCAUUGUCCCAACUUCAAUAAGAACAUGAAAAUCAUUUUGGUUGGGACACAGUCAGAUCUCCGAUCUAAUGUGAACAUAUUGCUUUCCUUGAUGGAAGAUGGACUUUCUCCCGUCUCAGAGGCACGGGCGAUGCGACUCGCAAAGAAAAUCGGGGCCGUAAAAUACAUCGAGUGCUCAAGCUUGAACGGUUUCAAUGUCAAGAGAGUCUUUGAAACCGCAAUUUACUCCAAUAUCAUCACCACCACCAGCACCACUCCUCCUUCAUCACCGCCCACACUUCGAACCAAUAACAUUGAUGGAACGGAUGUCAAUGUCAUGAUGACGCCAAAAUCAGACUUAGAGAUAACAAGCAAACGGACCCAGCCUGCAUUGGAAACUGGAAGAGUGGAACAAGCCAUUAUUCGAUCCACAAAUAAGCUGAAUAGUACAAAUGGUGAUCCCAGACUGUUCUGGAGACGGUGGCGUCUACGACAAAAAUCUAAUAAGAUUAAACGACUCAUGUUAUCAUGUCUGCAUUAGGUGAACUCAGAAUAUGUAAGAAGACUAAAAAUGGCCUUGGUUUGGUUUAUGAAUAUGAUAUGAAUUUAGUAGGGCCAGCCCAUGCACAAAAGGAUAAUCGAUUAUCCAUUACUUGAAAGUCACACAUUGUCAGUUUAACUAGUAACUGUUCAGAUUAUUUAUUACUAUUAUUAUAUCUCAUUUAUUUUAGGUUUUGUAGUUUGUAUACUGCUCCGGUUGAUAGUGAUAAAGUCGGUAUAAUAGCUAGAGCAUGAAUCUAUGAAUCUAUGCUGUAUGUAUGUAUGAUGGGCAAAAGCGAAUGGAAUGACGAAUCUGUCUCAUUCAGUGUAACUUUAAGGAUACAAAAUUGCAAAAUUCUCAAAAAAUAUUUAUAAAAUUGCUAAAAAAAACAUGAAAAAUAUGCAGUGUCUAAAAACUGAUAAGUGAUUGACAAUUGUUGUGGAUAAUAAUUUAUGUAAUUGUGAUGACGAUACGGUGCAGCUUUGAUAUGCAGAAACUUAACUUUGUUCUCGCAAUAUUGAAAAAGAAAUUGGUAGAAAUUAUGAUUAUAUAAUUAUCUUAAAUAAUGAGGCGUCUAAUUAAGGUUAUCUUAACUCUGUCCUCUCCGUUAGGAGAAAACCCAAUAUAAAGUUCUCGUCAUUAUGACUUGACUUGAGCCAGGAAGAAAUUUCUCAAAAAAAUGCAUUUUAAAAUUUUAAUGCAAAAACUGACGAAAUAAUUGUAGUACCUAUAAUUUUGAAAAAUUGCGAAACUAGAAUAAAAUCUUCUUUAAUCUGGUUUAGCAAUAA